CUCAGCUCCCACAAUUCAACAGGCAACAAAGGAAGAAAGGAAGAGGCCGUGAGCUACAAAGAGUUAGCUGACCUAGGUUAAAAGAUGUACUAUCAAUUAUGCCGUUGUUAGCCGCCAAUAGUACCCGUUUGUAAAGAAAAUUACAAAGUCCGUCCAUGUUUGUGUUUUUGUGCUUUGUUUUGCCGCAGAAGUGAACUAGAGGGACGGUGGCGGUGAUGUUUUCGACAUAGAACGCUAACAAAGCUAACUGACUUAGGUAGUAAGGUAGCAGUAGCUACGCUAACGUUAGCCAACAAUCGCCAAGGACCAUAUAAUUUCUCAAUGUGUUUUCACUGACGGAUAACUAAACAUUAAUACACUGCUUUACGACAAAAAUAAAGCUGGGAGCGACAAGUAAAUGAAAGGUGGUGGAAGUGGAAUUUGACCCAACUGAGUCACCAUUUUCCUGCAGAUAAUGGGAUUUUUGGAUCCACUGUAUGGAUGACUUGUUUCAUGUGGCCUGAUGGAAGGACAUUGUGGAUAGUGCUUUCAUCAGGAUAUCAGGAGAGCCGUCCCAUGCCCCCACAUUGGAGGGCCUGUCAGAAUGAAGAAGAUAAGCCUUAAGACGAUCCGCAAGUCCCUCAGCAUAAAGGGCAAAGAGGAGGGUGACUUUGUCAUGCUCCAGCAGCCUUCAGUGACAACAGAGUUUUCUAAGGAGGAAUCACUUUUUGGAGGCUGCUACACCAAAGACCUUUCAGGGUGUGAUCUUGGUUGUGAGGACGAGAAAGGAGGCCAAAAUAAAAGUCGAUCGAAGAGUGAGGGCCUAAUGGGUUCGUUAAAGAGGAGGCUGUCUGCCAAACAAAAGGCAAAAGCAAAAGGUGGCUCAUCAGCUUUGUGUUCGGCAGAUGACGACGACAACUUUUCGUCAUCUUCUGUGCCCAUCAGCAAUGAAGUAAAAGCCCAGAGACCCCUCAGAUCAGCAUCGUUGCGGAGUCACCAUUACAGCCCCUCGCCGUGGCCUCUGCGACCGGUCAACUCUGACGAGGCAUGCAUCAAGAUGGAGGUAAAGGUUAAAGCCAUGGUCCACUCUCCUUGCCCGAGUCCCACCUUAAAUGGUGUUCAUAAAGAAUUUCAUAACUUCCAGAUGGAAGGGCUCUUUCAGGACCAAGCAGAGUCCAUAAAGUAUCUCCAACAACCACAAAACGGUGAGCUGCAUCUAAACAUCGACGAAAAUGAUGUGCCUGUGGUGCUGGGGUUGACGCCCCAGGACUAUAUCCAGUAUACAAUGCCUUCAGAUGAUGGAAUGUACCCAGAAGGGUCCCACUCCUUUUGCCUAGAUAGUUCUACUCCCAUGGAGGUAGUGACAGAGGCAGACAGCAGGUCCCUCCACACGGAGCAGGGACAGGACGAGCAUGAACUGGUUAAUGGGAUGCCUGCAGACCUCUUUAUGGAAACCUCAGUUAAUAGUAUUCUUUUAGGUUCUGCUGGUAUGGUGCUCCAAAGCUCUCGGGUGGAAGUCCCACCUCCCCUCAGCCCCCUUCUGCCGCCCAUGACAAGUAACGGACACAUCCCUAGGACUUUUUCCAGCUUCAGCUCUACAGACAGCCAGGUAGCAGAGAGAGUAAGACACCACCUUAACUUUGACCCAAAUUCAGCUCCUGGAGUCAGUCGAGUGUACGAUUCAGUCCAGAGCAGUGGACCGAUGGUCGUAACCAGUCUGACCGAGGAGCUUAAGAAGCUUGCAAGGCAGGGCUGGUACUGGGGUCCAAUCACACGGUGGGAGGCAGAGGAGAAGCUGAUCAACUUGGCCGAUGGUUCGUUCCUGGUCAGAGACAGCUCAGACGACAGGUACCUGCUCAGCCUGAGCUUCCGAUCGCAGAGCAAAACCCUUCACACACGCAUCGAACACUCCAACGGACGCUUCAGCUUCUACGAGCAGCCUGAUGUCGAGGGUCACACAUCAAUCGUUGAUUUAAUUGAACACUCCAUUAGAGACUCAGAAAACGGAGCCUUUUGUUAUUCCAGGUCUCGCCUUCCAGGGUCUGCAACCUACCCCGUCAGACUAACCAACCCAGUAUCUCGAUUUAUGCAAGUGCGUUCCCUGCAGUAUCUUUGCCGCUUUGUCAUUAGACAAUACACAAGGAUAGACCUCAUCCAGAAACUGCCCUUACCCAACAAGAUGAAAGAUUACCUACAGGAGAAGCACUACUGAGGACAUAGACAGGGCAGUGGUAGCAGUUUGCACUUUUGUGUUCAUAAGAUUUUUACACAAGGUUUACAGACGACCACAGUUUGAGACGACUGGUUCUGGUAGCUCCUGAUUUAUGUUUAAGUGACCCUGUCUUGUCCAUUCCACUCUUCUGUGAUGUUUUAUUUUUCUGGUGUUCAGAAGGUUCUGCAUUUAGUAAUACUUAAUCUAUUGCAAAAAUGUGGCUGAAGUGAAAAGCAAAGUAAGCUUAGUUGGAAACAAUGAAGAGCAGACAUUUGGCAGUUUUGAUGGAUGUAUGCUGUUUGGCUGUGAACAUAAAAUAGAAGUUUCUUAAUUAUCCACAGUAAAGUUGAGCAAGUUGGGAAAAAUAAAGUUCUUCUUUGAAUUGAAAAUGUGUUGCAUUAUCAACUGGAUUGUACAUUACAGAAAUGAAUGUUUGCUACAAUUGGUUUUUCAUCUCUGCAGGCUGACUUUGCACAUCUUUUGCCUAUCAGUUUUCUAAAUGUUGAAAUGUCUUUUUUACUGCUUUAGGCAUGAUCAAAUUGCAACUUAAGAUUUUGGAUAGAGAAAUUUUGCAUUUAAAAUAAUGUUAAAGUCUGAUGUACAAACAUAGACAAUAAAUGACAUUUUUAUGUGUCAAAAAUUCUUAAGCUAACUAAAGUACUAAGCCAAGGACAAACUGUGUAAAGCUGAACAGCAAAAGAUGUCCAGAUUUUGUCACCCACUAGGAUGCUUUCAAUAGCUGGGCUGAGAAUUAGCUUUAAAGUUGUAAGGCUGCAUUUUAUCAUUAUGCAUUUUUCAAGCCUAAUGGUACUUCUACUGCUGGAUGCAGGUGCUUUUUUUUUUCUAGAAAAGGCAUCAACUAAAUGUAUGGACUAAACAAUGUAACAUUAAAAUGACAAUUCUGCAUUUGAAAUAUUGCAAAAUCUCCACCGCAGGUUUAAGUUUUUCACUAAUGCUUGUGUUGUCUGCAUGUAGUAAAGGCUUUAAGAUUGUCGGACUACAUGGGAGAAGGUGUUGAACAGGGAGAAAACAAUUUGGUAUCAGAGGUUAUUCAGUGCACAACUGCAUUUACCUUGGGGAGUCUGAAAGCCUUGCCCUCAUUCAUUCUGCAACUAAAAGACAUCUCAUGUGAAAUCUCGACUAAGUUACCUUUAGAGAUGCACCGAGAAUCAUCAAUUUCCAAUUGGUGGUUUUUCGAAAGCUUUUGUCCACUGAUACAGAUUAUUUGUCUAAGUACUAAAAUAGAGGAAAACGCAGGAACAGCUUUCAAACACUCCCCCCGCCCCAAGCUCCCUAGCUUUUCUGCCGUGAGGGGUAAUAAGUAAUUUUUUUUUUUAGUAAAAGAGAUGAUGCCACAUUGUGUUUGUGAGAGAGAGUCAUCUUUGUACAAAACAGGGCUUUACUAAUAACUUUAAAACGGUAUUAUUGAAUUGAAGUUUAAAUUGCCUUUAGCAUGUUAGUAGAAAUGAGCACAGGUAGCAUAACGGUCUGCAUCUAGACAAUAUAGGAUCUUCAGAAUUCUAAAAGGCUUCAAUCAUUUAUAGAUUCAACAUGUUCCAUGGCAGACGAAAGCAAAAGUUAAAGCAGUUUUGCUGUAUUUUAUUCAGCCUUCCCCUUGCUCUCUCUGAUUUUUGGUCAACGGUUUGACAUGUUCUACAACUGACUGUUUCCUGCUAAACAACCAAAAGCAUCUCUGUGCUUCCUGUUUCUUCUUUUUGAACACUUUCUUCCAACAGCAAUGACUUCCACACCGAUCACUGUGCUUAAGCUUAACACCAUCUGGUUAAGCUUGGGUAUAUUUUAGCUGAUCAGAAAAAAAAAUCUAAAUUUGUGUUUCUGGCAAUUUAGUUUCCAGAACCAGAAUAUUGGGGGAUUUACUGACUUCUCGGUGCAUCUCUAAUCUAUUUGUAGUACUAGUGGUAACAUAAUGCUGGAAAGAAGAUAUGGACCUAGGAAAGAUGGUGCAGGCCUUUGGGAAAUACAGAUUUGGGAAACAUUGGUCAAGGAGUCUUCUCCAACCUGGAAGGGAUGUCAAGGUAUUGGCAUGUGAUAAAAGUUAAAUCAAACCUGCAUGCCAUCGUUGGUGUUCUAAAGAUUUUGAAGAGUUUUUUUUUUUUGCCGUUUUUCAUAUCGUCUCGAGUCUGUCCUUUCAGAGCUGCACUACCACAAGUUAUAAUGAGCUGAUGGCGUCAGAGUAAAGGGAAGAGCACACAGUAUGCUACGCAAGUGCUUUAUUUGGAUAAUUGACAGGGAAUUGUCACCUCACAAUAUGAAUGGUCAUCUUUUUUUGACAUCAGUGUCCUUAAAAGUAUUGCAAAAUGUCUUUGGCAACUUUGGUAGGUCUUUAGGGUAUAGUUUUAGUUGUAGUUAGCUGGAGACGUCUGAGGAAGCACAGCGGAAACUAGAUAGGAUCUUUAAAUGGUGUUUGCAUGUUUAAACACUUAGUUUUAAGGCUUUGAGUUGUAUAGGAAUGAAGGAUUUAAGAUGUGUUUUGGUUGUAUAGAGAGAUUUUUUUUCUUUUCUUAAUGUCACAAACUGGCUGGACGUUUUUCUUUUUUUUAUAUUACAAGAAAUGUAUUUUUCUUUAUACUGUUUGAGUUGUUUUUGUUGUCGUUUGUGACAUUUGCCAUCUGGGGGAUGGGGCCGUACAAAAGGAAUGUACGCUUGUUUGAGGUAUCCUGUUAUCUGCCUGCAGACCCAUUUCUGAAAGCAUGGGGAACAUAAGGACUACAAUGACACAUAAUUUGCACUUGAACAUUCAUUGAACCUCUCUUUGCCUCAAGUUUUCCCUCAGAUGGAGAUUUAUAAAGAAAAGUCACAGAUUUGUCAUGAUGUAUUCAUAUAACUGUAAGAGUAAAAUUGUUUUUAUUUUUGUUUUUUUUUUUGGGGGGGGGGGGUCAUAUCUGUGUGAUUUAAGGGGAUCACAUGCCAGCAUAAUUUCAAAGCUAUUCCUAAUUGGCUGUUAAGAUAUGGGAUCAUAGCGAGAAUGUGGAUGUAAAUUGUUUUUUUUACCCUUUUGUGUAUGUGAGGAUGUUUUUCAGUCAAAAUGUGAAGACAAAAUGUUAGUCUCUUUUUCUUAUAGUGUUCAAUCCAUCUUAAUUAUAAUUCCAUUUUAAUUUUGAAAUAAUCAUUUGAUUUCGACAUUCAAAUCCUUUUCAGACGGUAUGCUUGUGCAUUAAAGCCUUCAUUGUUCGAUUCCAGAGGUUGACGAUUGUUCAGACUGCUGAUUUGAAUUAGUAACAGCUGUUAAGCACUUAACAUACUCUUUCUUUUUUUUCUCCCUUUGUGCAUCUCAGUCAUUGAAGGUAAUUGUUUACGACAUCAUGUUUGGACAAAACCUUCCCUUUUCUUUUCCUCACAUUAACAUCUUGGUACAAUUUUGAAAAUUCCUUUAAUGUGUUUUACACAUUCGUGCUGCUUUUGGAUAUUAUUGCCUUUCUUGUAUUUAACAAUGGUGGAACUAGAAUGUUGCCACUCUAGAUGUAUGUACACAUAAUGACUCGGUUGUCAUCUUGGGAGAGCAAAGCAAAACUUGCAAUUUGUUAAUGACUGUAGUCAGUUAAAAGAGAAUUAGUAUUAAUUAGUAGAGCCUCUGUAGAAUUACCAGUUCACUCCAGUUUACAUUGGUUGUCAACUUUCCAAAGUAGAUAGUCUUUUUGUAUUUUCUUUUGGAGAAAAAAAAAAUCAAUGAUUUAUUGCACAUUUUGGAUACAGUUAAAGAGUUUUUUGUAUCUGCCGAUUAUAAAUAAAACUAUAUUCUAAAAAAAAGAG
This is a messenger RNA of Xiphophorus hellerii (green swordtail), 5962 nucleotides long. RefSeq names its product suppressor of cytokine signaling 6a (gene socs6a). NCBI's taxonomy places the organism in Eukaryota, Metazoa, Chordata, Actinopteri, Cyprinodontiformes, Poeciliidae. The transcript has 3 exons. The record is from RefSeq and is a predicted model, not a curated record. Gene Ontology annotation, biological process: phosphatidylinositol phosphate biosynthetic process; regulation of growth; intracellular signal transduction. Gene Ontology annotation, molecular function: 1-phosphatidylinositol-3-kinase regulator activity. The coding region runs from base 584 to 2191 and encodes 535 amino acids. Gene Ontology annotation, cellular component: phosphatidylinositol 3-kinase complex.